AGCCAGUGACUCCACUGAGGAAAAAGACAUAGCUAAACACAAAAUCAUUGGUUUAAGGAGUACUUACACCAACAAAAAAAAAAUAAUGAAAACGAGAUAUUCAUUAAUGACUGACUAGGAAAGACAGUCACUAGAUCAUGUUCAUCUGGGAAAAAAUCUUUAUAGGCAGCCAUUGCAACAAGAAAUGGAGAGAAGCAGGUGAAAUCAGCAGUGUGGAAAAUUACCACACAAGAAUUCAUGACAAAUUAAAUAGGGUUUCAUUUGUCAUGAAAUUUAUUUAUAGCUGUUGUAAUAAUAUCAGUUACAUGUACUUUAUUUUUCCGAAGUUUAUCCUUGACCAUGAUGUCCUGUUCUUACAGUCCUGGCAGACAGGCUGUCUUGUUGGAUAACUUUUAAACUCUGUUUAGAUAAUUUCCAUGUUGGGAUACAGAUGUCUCUACCCUUUAUACUGACUUUGUGUUUACACACUACGUUCGCUGUUGUCUGUAAGCAGCUAAACUUUGUAACUUGCAGAGUAAUUGACCCUGAUUGCCCUCUCAAUAAAUUACACACAAAUGUAGCUAGAGAUUUGAUGAGGGGCACUGGAUUUAUCUACGAUCGGUCAUUCCUGCAGGAGGACGAAGGGCUGUCCAUGUGGACAUUAGCAAUAGAACAAGUACGUCUAAGCAAAGUGGGCCAUGUCACUGAGCACUAAAAAUACUUAACAACCCGUACAACUCUAGGAGAUUAUGGCCCCCUUUGUUUGGGUCAUCUGAUUGGCUAAGAAGGGCUUUAAGGUCAUCCUGAGUGACAGGUUGGCACAUGUUGAAUGAAACAGGCUCUGGUACAAAUACGGGGAACUAAGACGAGCAUCCCUGUCAUUUCGGACCACGCUUGAUCACUUACUGAGGAAGGAGAUUGCAAAGGAAACUUUAGAGAACUAAAGGUCGACAUGGCUGGUCUCCAGAAGAUUUUGGUUGCUUUGUGCCUGGUAACACAAGCCAUCAGCCAGGACAUGCCUUACGAGGAACUCCUUGCCCAAUUACAAGCCUGCCCUAAGGAGUGCAACUGCCCCCAAAACUUCCCUCGAGCGGUCUACUGUGACAACAAAGGGCUGAAGAGCAUCCCUACGAUCCCCCCUUACACGUGGUAUCUCUAUCUGCAGAACAAUCUGAUUGAAACGAUGCCAUUAGAUGCACUUCAGAAUGCAACACAGCUGCGCUGGAUAAACCUAAACCGCAACAAAAUUACAAGUGACAAAGUAGGCGAAGGUGUCCUAGGUGGGAUGAAACAUCUGGCCCACUUGUACAUGGAUGAUAAUCUCCUGUCUACUGUUCCUUCACCACUGCCAGUCAGCCUGGAGCAUCUACGCCUCUCUCGCAAUCGCAUCUCCAAGAUUCCCGCCGGUGUGUUUGUUGGCCUGGACAAGUUACACUUGCUGGAUCUCCAGGGGAACAAGCUGAUGGACGAUGCUGUCACUGAAGUGAGCCUAAAGGGCCUCACCAGCCUGGUCCAGAUCAAUUUAGCCAAGAACCAGCUGAGUAGCAUGCCCCUUGGACUGCCGCCUACCACCAUCCAGCUUUUCCUCGAUGGUAACAACAUUGAAAAGAUUCCUGCUGACUACUUCAAAAGUUUGCCCAAAAUUACAUUUCUGAGGCUCAACCACAACAAGCUUGGCAGUGCUGGUGUUCCAAAAGAUAUUUUUAAUAUCUCCAGCAUGCUGGACUUGCAGUUGUCUCACAAUCAGCUGACAGAGGUUCCAGUCAUUCCCUCAGGCCUUGAACACCUCUACCUUGACCACAACAAGAUUGCAAGUGUGAAUGGCUCUAGUGUGUGUCCCGUUUCUGUUGAUUCUCUGGAUGACUCGACGAACGACGGCGUGCCAAGACUUCGCUACCUCCGACUGGAUGGCAAUGAGAUCAGUCCACCGAUUCCCAGGGAUGUCGUCAUGUGUUUUCGUCUCCUUAGGUCUAUUGUUAUCUAAACAGAAAACCAAUAAUGUGCUGUAAACUAAAUGACAUUCUGCACAACUGUUGAAAUGACGUGGAUGUUGUUCCAGUCAAUGAAACUUGAGAAGUCAUCCACUGACAUUAAGCUUUCCAUUGUUUCAUCUUGGAAAGUCUUUCAAGUGAAAAAAGGAAUAAAAUCUGAAAAAAGCACACUGAUCAAUAGAUGUUUUUGAUAUAAUAUUUGCUGACCACUAGCUGUGCCUUAUGUCAGUGAAGAUAUCCGUCUGUAGACCCCUGAACUUGUGUGUAAAUAAAUACAGAAUGGGAUAUGGUGAGAUUUGGGACUGAAUUUCAAAAAGUUGCAAAAUAUCCAUAUUCUCUGUUUUUAUUUUUAUUUUUUUUUUGACACUUUAUAUUUGUAGAUUUUGUGUUUUUAUUUGCUUUUUAAAAGACAAUCUGUCAAGUAUGCAGAAAUAUAUGUACUGUUGGUAAUUUAUUUUUAUUUAAUACUGGGAACGAAUUUGAAUCCUGUGACUACUCAUGGCCAACAUUACUCCUUGUUUUGUACACAAAAAUGUGAAUAUUUGCCAACUUAUUUUUAACAUUCUGGUCAUUUUUUCUGAAUACAUUGUGUGAGGGAUUUCAUCUUAAAUUAUCUUCAAUAAAACUUAGAAUGAACAUGU
Molecule: messenger RNA, 2611 nt
Organism: Xiphophorus hellerii (green swordtail)
Lineage: Eukaryota; Metazoa; Chordata; Actinopteri; Cyprinodontiformes; Poeciliidae
Gene: kera
Product: keratocan
Exons: 3
Coding region: 932-1963 (343 amino acids)
Molecular function (GO): protein binding
Source: RefSeq, a predicted model, not a curated record